AUGUCUCAAUCAACUCCCCAAGUACUAUGCAUUCCAAGAUCAGAUGAUACCGGAAGAUAUGUGCUUCUCAACGUUUCUCGCCCAAAGGACUCCCUGUUCGAUCUAGAUGUCAUUGCCACCGAAGGGGAAAGCCCAUAUACGGGCACUGUAAGGCAGAAACGCCUAAAAGACCUCCGCGCAAAAAAUUACCACGGGAGCGACGAUGAAUGGAUCAAAAUCAUGUCGUACGUUUUUGGUCAGGAACAAUGCAACGCAGGGCAGGGCUUGUUAUCCGGGAUUGAAUCAUCGGCCAGCAUCGUUGGGUCUGAUGAUGAGGACAAAGAGAUGAUCAUCACGAUACGAAAACGCGUGCAGUCUAUAACUCAAAGGCUUGGUUCUCUGGCCCUUAAGCAAAACGAUGAACAAGCCAUUGAGCUUUUCGAUUGGUCUGGUGUAGCCGUUUCGAGAGCGCAGCAUCUCGAGCUGCAGCUAUCUACCUUGACUGACCGUUACCAAGCCGCGGAGACCACGAUCGAUGAGCUCACUAAACAGCUACAAGACUUCGUUCAAACCAAAAACCAACACGAGGAGCAACUGAUGGGGAAUUUUGCCCAGCUCUUGAAUGAGAAGAAGCUCAAAAUUCGUAACCAACAACGAUUGUUAUCAUCCGCCAAAGUAGACCCAGAGAAAUUGUCUAACCUUGAAACGACACUGGCGGAUGGGUCUCCCAUACAGCAGAGUCAGACUGGGAAGCGCGGUGUCCCUCAGUCCACCGACGACGUAUCCGAGAGCGAAGACGGGUUCGAGAAAAUGCAAAUCGACGAUAGUGGGCUGAAACAGAGCGAGCAACAAAACGAAGAAGCACCGGCUGCACAACAACGCGAUUGGGACGAUGAUUCCACGACCGGCGGGUCUGCUUUAUCGACCACUGAUGCAUCGGAUAAUGAGAAGACAUCAGGCGACAAAGAAGCAGCUUCAGGUGGUCCAGCUAUCAAGAAAGCGCCCCUGGUGCCUCCACCGCGCAGAUCUCUGCCUUUCCAAAAGAGAUCCACAAGCGACACGCCACAGGUGGCCACAAAGGAGGAUGCCGGGGAAGGCACCACCGAAGGAAGUGAUGAUGAUGAGCUGUAAACUUUGGUUUAUGGUGAUUGGCAAAUAGGAUAUCUCUCUUCCAUCCAAUCUAAAUCUUCA
Molecule: messenger RNA, 1170 nt
Organism: Aspergillus candidus
Lineage: Eukaryota; Fungi; Ascomycota; Eurotiomycetes; Eurotiales; Aspergillaceae
Exons: 4
Coding region: 1-1110 (369 amino acids)
Biological process (GO): double-strand break repair; DNA recombination
Cellular component (GO): nucleus
Molecular function (GO): DNA binding
Source: RefSeq, a predicted model, not a curated record